ACCAGAGAUCAUCAAACAACACAAACAUAUCAGUUUCGUAGAUUGCGUGUUUGGCCAACAUCAAUAAGUUUCGGCGACAAAUCUUGUUGGUGUUUGUAACCGUAUGAGAAACUCUUAUAUAAACAUGAUCAAGAACUGAACGUUAACGUUGAUUUGAUAUUUGUUAUACAUUUAUAAACUUGGUAUAAGAUGUCAAACCAAACAACACGGAACCUUCCUCUAUUACUCGAAAUGAAACAAACUGAACUCGUUACACCCGCAAAGCACACUCCUCGUGAAGUCCUAUCCCUUUCUACUUUAGACAGCGAUGUUCUGAAUGAAGACAUGUACGCGACCAUUUAUGUUUACAAAGCCAAUGAACGUAAUAAAAAUGAUCCUGUCCCUCUACUUAGGAAGGCUUUGUCCGAGCUUCUUGUGUAUUACUAUCCACUUUCAGGCAAGCUAGUGAGAAGAGAGAGUGGCCGAAAGCCUCAGCUAGUUUGCCAAGGUGAGGGAGUCCCAUUUGCCGUCGCUACGGCAUCACUAGACCUCAUUUCUCUAGACUAUUUGGAAAAACUUGAUGAUGAAGUUGCUUUGCGCCUUGUGCCUGAAAUUGAAAUUGACUAUGAUACUGAUUUUUGUUAUCAUCCUCUAGCUUUGCAAGUGACCAAGUUUGCUUGCGGAGGAUUUACCAUUGGCACUGCAUUGACGCAUGUUGUGUGUGAUGGAUUCGGUGUGGCUCAGAUCAUCCAUGCUUUAACCGAGUUGGCUACAGGAAAGAGCGAGCCAUCGGUGGUGCCAGUGUGGCAGAGAGAGCGGCUUGUUGGAAAAAUUGAUAAUGAACCGGCCAAAGUACCCGGUGGCCACAUUGCUAGUCUUUUGGCCACCUCACCGUACAUGCCAACUACUGAUCUAGUCACGGAGAUAAUAAACAUCCAGUCUGUGAAUAUAAAGAGGCUAAAAGAUACUCUGAUGAGAGAAUGCGAGUUCCCUGAAGAGUGUUUCACCACUUAUGAAGUACUAAGUUCUUGCAUAUGGAAAGCAAGAUCUAGAGCCCUUAAACUAAACCCUGACGGGAUCACUGUCCUCGCCGUAGCUGUUGGAAUACGACAUGUUUUAGACCCGCCACUUCCUCAAGGAUACUACGGUAACGCCUACAUAGACGUGUACGUCGAGUUAACAGUCAGAGAACUCGAAGAAUCAUCAAUCUCUGACAUCGCCAAACGUGUCAAGAAAGCCAAGAAAACAGCCUACGACAAAGGGUACAUAGAGGAGGAGCUGAGCAACGGCGAGAGACUGAUGAGGGAUGAUGCGAAGUUCGAAGGUGUGAGUGAUGGUGUGUUUUUCUUGACGGAUUGGAGGAAUAUUGGUUGGUUUGGAUCCAUGGAUUUUGGUUGGAAUGAGCCGGUGAAUCUGAGGCCGUUGACUCAGAGGGAGAGUGCAAUGCAUAUAGGGAUGAUCUUGAGACCUUCUAAGUUAGACCCAUCAAUGGAAGGUGGAGUUAAAGUGGUCAUGACGUUACCAAGAGAUGCAAUGGUUAAGUUCAAGUUAAAUAUGGAUGCUAUGAACAAACUUUAGUUCCAU
Brassica oleracea var. oleracea is the source of this 1563-nucleotide messenger RNA. Its product is annotated as spermidine coumaroyl CoA acyltransferase-like. Bases 190 to 1557 code for a protein of 455 amino acids. The transcript has 3 exons. NCBI's taxonomy places the organism in Eukaryota, Viridiplantae, Streptophyta, Magnoliopsida, Brassicales, Brassicaceae. The record is from RefSeq and is a predicted model, not a curated record.